Messenger RNA from Fonsecaea nubica, 1929 nucleotides. RefSeq lists its product as hypothetical. Gene Ontology annotation, molecular function: metalloendopeptidase activity. The coding region runs from base 1 to 1929 and encodes 642 amino acids. Lineage: Eukaryota; Fungi; Ascomycota; Eurotiomycetes; Chaetothyriales; Herpotrichiellaceae. Gene Ontology annotation, biological process: proteolysis. The record is from RefSeq and is a predicted model, not a curated record. The transcript has 2 exons.
AUGCGCCUUCUUCAAAAUCUCGCCACGGGCGUUGCAUCAUGUCUGUUGCUGUUGUUUGCGAGCACGGCCGAUGCACACUCUCGAUCACGGAAUCCUUUAAACUACCUAUCGUUAAUUGAAAACCCUCGAAUACAAACACCAUCACAAAGGGUGCACUGUACAUCCAGCUUCGACUUGACUUUCGACCUACAUCAGAACACAGAGCAUGUUCGACUGAGCCUGGAGCCGAACCAUGACAUAAUUCACGAAGACUCUUACAUUGAAUAUAUCGACAAAUAUGGCAAAAUCAGACACGUUGAGAAAAUGCAGCGUGAGGAACACAAGAUUUACCAGGGUAAGGCUUUUCUGGUUAACGACGACGGAGUAAACCGACAUGUCGGCUGGGCUCGAAUUGCUAUCAGGCGCGAUGGCGUCAAGCCUCUCUUUGAGGGUGCUUUCACUGUCAUGGGUAACCACCACAAUGUCCAAUUGAAGUCAAACUACAUGGCCACCAAGCACGAGCUUGAUCCCGAACUGGAAGAAGAUGAAGAUGAGUAUAUGGCUGUCUGGCGUGAUUCGGAUGUCAGUCGACAGUCUCAUACGGAACUGAAACGGAGCGCGGGCCUGACCUGUGCUUCUGACAAGUUGGAGUUCAAUACUCAUCCAGACCAUCCCAUCUACCGCGACUUGAUGCUCAAACGUGACGAUGGCUUCUGGGGAGACAUGGGCGCCAUGUCCAUUGCCAAUAUGUUUGAAAAACGUCAGAGCAACAUCGAUGGCGGCGGAGUGGGCUCAGGCAAUUCAGCUGGAGUCAAUCUGGCUUCUACCAUCGGGAGUACCGCAGGCUGUCCAACCACUCGCAAAGUCGCCUUGGUCGGCGUCGCUACCGAUUGUACAUAUACCGCGAGCUUCAACUCAACCGACACCCUGCGACAAAACGUUAUUAGCUUGGUCAAUACUGCCUCUGAGUUGUACCAAUCUACUUUCAACAUCACUCUCGGUCUCCGCAAUCUGACUGUUUCCGACGGCGAAUGUCCAGGGACACCAAGCACUCAGACGGCGUGGAAUGUAGGUUGCUCAAGCAGCACCGAUAUUACACAACGGCUCAACCUCUUCUCUUCAUGGCGUGGUCAACGAGGCGACGACAAUGCUUACUGGUCUCUCUUCACCACCUGUAACACUGGAGCUGAAGUCGGCCUGGCCUGGCUUGGACAAUUGUGUAAUCACGGUUCCACUUCACAGCAAGACACCAGCGGCAACUCUCAGAGUGUCACUGGCGCAAAUGUCAUCGCGAAAACAUCGAGUGAGUGGCAAGUAUUUGCUCACGAAAGCGGACAUACUUUUGGAGCCGUCCACGAUUGUGAUUCCAGCACUUGCGGCGAUUCUAACGUUGUCAACUCCGGCCAAUGCUGCCCGCUGUCCUCCAGCACUUGCGAUGCUAAUGCUCAAUACAUGAUGAAUCCCUUCUCUUCACCAGACAUUAGUAAAUUCUCGCCCUGCUCCGUCGGGAAUAUUUGCAGCGCCUUAGGCCGCAACUCCGUCCAGUCGCAGUGUCUUACUGACAACAAAGGUGUCGUUACCAUUAGCGGCAACCAGUGCGGAAAUGGUAUUGUCGAGGAAGCUGCUGCAACCCCACAACUUGCAAAUUCAAUACAGGCGCAGUUUGCGAUCCCAGCAACGAGGGCUGUUGUACGACGACUUGCCAGUUCGCUUCUGUUGGGACUGUCUGCCGAGCUAGCACUGGCCAAUGUGAUCCUGCCGAGACAUGCUCUGGCACUAAUGGAACAUGCCCUACAGAUACCACUGCACCCGACGGGACUGACUGCGGCAGCGGGCUUGAAUGUGCCAGUGGCCAGUGCACGAGUCGAGACCUCCAGUGCAAGACUCUCAUGGGUAGCUACACGAGCGACAAUGACACCUAUGCUUGCAACAGCCAAACCUGCAGUUUGA